UGACUUGACUUGGUGGGUUUGCAUUGUGUCCCUCCAAAAUGCUGAGGAGGGGAACGCAAACAGGGACGACUGAGAGAGUAACAGCGCCCACCCUCCUCUCCUGCUCACAUGACUGUGAUUAGAGCCGAGGAGGAGGAGGAGGAGGAGGAGGAAGAGGACGGUGCACCGAAGAGGGAGCAACAUCCAUGCGCUACACAGAUUCUAUCCAGGAGUUAAGCUUGUCUUCCCUCGUCUGCUUCUUUGGGUGUCAGGUAUGAGGCUGCGGCAGUGGUGCAUUAUGGGGGUGACCGUGCUGCUGCUGCUGUGUGAGAUCGCCGUCAGUCAGCUGUGUAAGUCUCUCAUCACCAUGGUGGACGGCUUCCAUACAUUUUUCAUCCUUUUCCACAUGGCUCUCCACCAGACUGAGGGCUUCGUCAAACCUUGCACCCGCUCCUCUGCGCUUGCCUCCUCCUCCUCCUCUUCUUCCUCGGGAGCUCUUCCUCCUCCUCCUCCUUCACAUUCAGGUCCACCUGCCGAACUUCCACCCAGAGCUCAGUCCGCCGGAGAACAGCCCCGCCGAGACCCGGCUGCACCGACUGACUCACAAAAACAUGUUUCCCCAGCAGCUCCGAGCUGCGGCCUGUCGUUCCCCGACAGCAGGAAGCGUGUUGUGGGUGUUUUCAUUUCCCACCUCCUCCUGGUCUCUCUGUGCGUCGCCUACUUCUUGGAAAUCAUGGGGUUCAUAGUGAAGCCCCACCCGGUUCACCACCCGCUGCUGCCUGUGGUGGUUGGAGCGGGGAGUCUGCUCCAUAAGACGCUGCUGUUUGUCCUGGACUGGGAUGAGCUGCUGGAUAAGAAGGCGGGAAGCUGCAGGCGGCGGGCGGAGACACAACCUCGCCUUGAAAUGAACUACAAAGGUGACGGCAGCACAGACACCACGAAACCUCUCCAACAAUGAAAACAAAACGAAUCCUUUUUUUUUUUUUUUUUUUCCCCAUCA
Messenger RNA from Poecilia reticulata (guppy), 979 nucleotides. NCBI's taxonomy places the organism in Eukaryota, Metazoa, Chordata, Actinopteri, Cyprinodontiformes, Poeciliidae. The record is from RefSeq and is a predicted model, not a curated record.